UCCCAGGCCGCGCCCCGCAAGGGGAGGGGGCACCCCAAGAGCAGGCUUGGAGGCCCGGGAGCGCCUUGGGGAGGGGGUCCCCGACCUGCCAGGAGCCCGGCCCUCCCGGUGCCGGGGUGGACACUGUUAGUGUAGUCAUUGUCCCUAUGGAGAAACUGAGGCACGGAGAGGCUGAAGUCACACAAGCCUGCCACGAUGACCAUCAUGGUGGAGGACAUCAUGAAGCUGCUGUGCUCCCUUUCUGGGGAGAGGAAGAUGAAGGCGGCUGUCAAGCACUCUGGGAAGGGUGCCCUGGUCACAGGGGCCGUGGCCUUUGUCGGGGGUUUGGUGGGCGGCCCACCGGGACUCGCCGUUGGGGGGGCUGUCGGGGGGCUGUUAGGUGCCUGGAUGACAAGUGGACAGUUUAAGCCAGUUCCUCAGAUCCUAAUGGAGCUGCCCCCUGCCGAGCAACAGAGGCUCUUUAACGAAGCUGCAGCCAUCAUCAGGCACCUGGAGUGGACGGACGCCGUGCAGCUGACCGCGCUGGUCAUGGGCAGCGAGGCCCUGCAGCAGCAGCUGCUGGCCAUGCUGGUGAACUACGUCACCAAGGAGCUGCGGGCCGAGAUCCAGUAUGAUGACUAGGCUGCGCCUCUGGGGAGGUGGGGGGCCCCUUUAGAUGACUCUGUGACUCUGAAGAGGUGGCUUGGGAGUUGGGAGAAGCCCAGUGGAUGCCCCUGGGGAAUCUCCACGUCAUCAGUGUAUUACUGGCAAUGUCCUGCUGGAGAGGCCACCGCCGUGCAGUGUCACGUUCCAGAUAUUACUGAUGAAGCAGCAUGUGUUGGUGGCAUGUGCACUGGCAUGCCAUGACAGCCCUCUGACUGGCCACCCAGUGAAGAGUAAAGGCCUGCCUGCCACAGGCUUCGGAGGCGUCUGCUGAGUCCUCGCCCGCGUGGGUCUGGGGAAGUGAUCAUGCUCAGCCGACAGUCUGACCACACUUCAUCCUCUCCCCGGGGCCUUCUCAUCUUGGGAGAUGACUCCUCUUCCGAGCACCUGCUGCAGAACUGGAUCCCACCCCCCUGCAGGCCCUGGGGUCUCAGGGCCUUGGAGCAGCCCAUGCUGGAAUCAUGUUUACCUCCUAGUGCAGCCCUCCCCUACCCAGGGACUGCCGAAUGGCCCCGUGGAGGGGACGGGCGGCCUGCUGAGUGAAGCCUCAAAUACCGAGUGGACUUGACCCCGGCCCCCACUAGGCUGCACACCUAGACUUGCCCUGCCAGGGCCUUGCUCUUCCUAUCUGAAAAGUCAUGGUAGUUCUUGAGGUUUACUUCUCAAAUGAAAUAUUUUUAGUAAAAAGUACAGGCAUAUCUCGGAGAUAUUGUGGGUUCAGUUCCAGACCACCUCGGUAAAGCCAACAUCACGAUAAAGCAAGGAAGCACAUUGUUUUAGUUUCCCAGCGCAUCUAAAAGUCAUGUUUACUGCAUAUUGCAGUCCAUUAAAUGUGCAAUAGCAUUACGUCUAAAAAAUAUACAAACCUUAAUUUAAAAAUAUUUAUUGUUCAAAAUGCUGACACAGAAACGCAAAGUGAGCACAUGCUGUUGGAAAGUGGUGCCAAAUAGACUUGCCUGACGCCAGGCUGCUACAAACCUUCAAUUUAAAAAAAAAACACAGUAUCCACAAAGCAUAGUAGAAUGAGGUAUGCCUGUAUUGCUCUUUCUGAAGUGGUGUGAUAUAAACCAUCUCUAAGAAAUGUUUCUACCCUAAAGAUUGCCCCAGUACAGUCAGCUCUCUGUAACUGUGGGCUGCACAUUUAGAUCCAACCAGCCUUGGAUAGAAAAUAUUUGAAAAAAAAAUUGCGUCUGUACUGAACACGUACAGACCUUUUUUUCUUGCCAUUAUUCCCUAAACAAUAUGGUGUAGCAUAUUUACAUAGCAUUUAUAGUGUAUUUGGUAUUAUAAGAAAUCUGGAGAUGAUUUAAAUUAUACAGGAAAGUGUGCGUAGGUUAUAUGCAAAUGCUAUGCCAUUGCCCAUCAGGGACUUGAGCAUCCUCAGAUGUCGCUGUCUGAGGGUUGAGGUUGCAGUCCUGGAACCCAUUCCCCAUGGAUACUGAGGCAUAGCUGUACUGUGUGUUUUCACUUUGCUUUCAGAACUACAACUUGAAUGUGAUCGAUUACAAUAAAUGUUUUUCUAAAAAGCCAUUUUCCCACAUAUUACGUGUAAAAUACCUCUAACAUUCAAAGUCUUACAAAUGGAACAAGAGGGAAGGUACCAGAUCUGUGUCUUUAAAGAAUGCAAGAGUAGGUCAGGCGAGGUGGCUCAUGCUGGUAAUCCCAGCAAUUUUGGAGGCCAAAGUGGGAGGAUCGCUUGAGGCCAAGAGUUUGAAACUAGCCUGGGCAAUAUAGUGAGACCUCCAUCUCUACAAAAAAUGUUAUUCCUUGGUCCCCAGGUCCUGGGGCAGGGCAGGGACUUGGGGCUCUCCUCUCAGCCCCUGGAGGCUCAGAGGGAGGCACUUCUGCUGAGGCCCCGCUUAGAGGAAAGCUCAGUAUCCUGGCACCUCCAUGUGUGUAAGGACGUCAGGGUGAAUUAUAACCCAUGGUGAUUAAGGAAGGGCCGAGCCUUUCUCUUGCAGAGCGAUUGCUCUUCCGCUGGCCUCGUCUAGCACAAAUCAGGUGCCCUAGCACAGGCCACACUCCUGGAGUUAAUGAAGCCACUUUAAUCAUUUAUGUGCCACUUAAGUUGAUGGGGGACAGGGCAGGGGUGGGAAGGAGGGGUUGUCUGUGAAAACUGAGUGUGGCUUUUUCUUGUUGAACUGAUCAUUCCUGCUCUUCCUGCAAAUAAGUCCUUCAUACAGUCCCUGGAACUAUAAAUGGAAAAUCAGAACAUGGCCUCUCCCAAUUUUGUAUAGCUUUAGUGGGCUCUAAAGUUGCCCGUUUUUAGUGUGAAAGAAAAAACGUUGAUUUGCAGAUAUGAUCAUGAGAAUGAAACUUCAACAAAGAUGUUUGGUUCAGUGCUUCAAAGUUGGGGGACACUUUUUCCACAUUGAACAAAUGCCAACUUCUCCGGUUGCUUACAGCAAAUCCUUCUGGAACAAUCGGGGCUGAAAUUGAGUUCCCUUUGUGAGGCGAUUGGGCCCCACUCAUUCUUACUCGUGCAUCAGGUCCUGGUCUGUGUCAGACCCAGGGGACACAGGUGGUCCCAGCUCAGAGGCCCAGUGUCCACUGCAGCCCCUUCCACAGCCUGCCCACCCCUAUCGCAGGGAAAAAUGCCCAGGGAGGAGAUGGUCCAACUCCUGACCAGUUUCGUGUCUGAUAGAGCAGGCCUUGCUGAGUGAAGACACUAGGACUAGCUGGGUCCUGGGGUGACUUAGAGGCUUUGGGCCUAAAAGGGCAGCCUGAACCUGGAGUCUCAUCUCCCCCAGGAGCUGAAAGCACUUUUCUUGAUUUCCCCCAGGAAAUCAAGUGCUGCUUCUCAGCUCCUGUGGUUUUAGUAUUUAUAUAUGUGUAUCUUCUUUGUAGAAAUUUAUUUAUUUUUCAAUAAGUAAUACCUGCCUGGUAACAAAAUUUAAAAGAUACGGGAGGGUGCAAGCUGUAAGGGAAGGCCUUCUCCCAUGCCGACCCCAGAGGCAGCCACUGUUACCAAUUUCAUGUGUAUUCCUUUAACUCUGUUUUAAAGUAAGUCUCUGAAAACUGUUCAUUUCCUUUUGUCAGUAUUUCUUGCUGAAAACCUAGAAAAACCCAGAAAAGUAUAAUGAAAUAAAAACUACAAAUUUCACCACCCAGAAAA
Messenger RNA from Nomascus leucogenys (northern white-cheeked gibbon), 3757 nucleotides. RefSeq names its product chromosome 10 C19orf12 homolog (gene C10H19orf12). Lineage: Eukaryota; Metazoa; Chordata; Mammalia; Primates; Hylobatidae. The record is from RefSeq and is a predicted model, not a curated record.